AUGAAUAUAAAUGUUUCUGUCCUUCAAAAACAAAGGAUUAAGGUGGAUGACUGGAUAUCAACUUGGUUUCAGUCAACAGUCGAUUCUAACUCCAAGUCAGAUAAACAAGCUGUCUUAAAAUGCAUGCUAACUGCUUGGUUUAUAUGGAAGAAUAGGUGCUCUAAGCUCUUUGAAAACAUAGACCAAAACAUCCUUAGCACAUCUCACUCAAUAAAUUUCAUGCUCAAGCAAUGUCAGAUUACAACUCCUCAAAGACGAAAUAAUAAGCAGGUUUGGCAACUACCGCUACAAAAUGAAGUUAAAAUAAAUAUGGAUGUUGCCUUUGAUUACAAUACCAAAACAAUUGGGCUUGGUUUACUAAUUCGUGAUUAUACAGGUUUCUUCCAAGGAAUCAGGUGCAAGUUCAUCAAUGGAGGAGUAGACUCUGAACAGGCGGAAUGUCUAGUCCUGAAAGAAGCCAUACUAUUUGCUAGACAACGCAACUUGAGGAAUGUAGUGUUGGAAUCAGAUAAUCUUAAUGUAGUUAAUGCAGUCAAGAAUGCCAAUAGCUCGGUUCACUGGAGGAACCAAGUUCAUGUAGAUGAAAUAAGGCAUUUGAUUAUCUCCUUUCCUUGUUUUAAACUAAACUAUGUUAAUAGGACAGCUAACAAUGUUGCCCAUGUUAUUGCCAAAACAGCUAGAUCAAACAGGCUAUGUUUAGACUACUAUGUUAACUUCCCUGAAAAUAUUAAUCUUGCUAUAUGGAAAGAUAAGCAAGCCCGUCAAUCUAAGUUAUGUAGUAUUACAAGUUAA
Messenger RNA from Papaver somniferum (opium poppy), 792 nucleotides. RefSeq lists its product as uncharacterized. The record is from RefSeq and is a predicted model, not a curated record. Gene Ontology annotation, molecular function: nucleic acid binding; RNA-DNA hybrid ribonuclease activity. The transcript has a single exon. NCBI's taxonomy places the organism in Eukaryota, Viridiplantae, Streptophyta, Magnoliopsida, Ranunculales, Papaveraceae. The coding region runs from base 1 to 792 and encodes 263 amino acids.